Pocillopora verrucosa is the source of this 5070-nucleotide messenger RNA. The record is from RefSeq and is a predicted model, not a curated record. Lineage: Eukaryota; Metazoa; Cnidaria; Anthozoa; Scleractinia; Pocilloporidae.
UAACAAGUCAUAACACCUCAACCAGUCCCCAGAGAAAUUCGAGUUGCAGUCCUGCAGUUCGUCCACUAAUCAAAAAGAUAAUCAGUUUGUGCGUCUGCCAUCAUGACACUUCCCGCCCUAACUUGAAUUUCAAGAUAGCGAGCACGAGCCGAGCGUGGGUCGAACCAGAAACGUGCGAAGCGUGGAAGGACUUAGCUACAUAGCAGUGGUUACAAGGAGUUGAGCGAGCACGAGCCGAACGUGGUCCAACCAGAAACGCGCGAGGCGUGGAGGGACUUGGCUACACAGCAGUGGUUACGGGGAGUUGAGGAUUUUGGUCGAAGAUAGCUAUCUCCAGAGCUCACGCCGAGUAUGGCUCUACAGCCUUUUACAAACGAGCAGCUGAAUUACUUCAAAUUUGCCUCAGUUGUACUUAAUGAGUUCGCCACUGCUUUGCGUCAGACGUUCAAAUCCAUGUGGGACAACAGAUAUGGACAUCGUUCAGGGUAUAAACUGUGGGAUAACUCCAUGGUAGUAAGAAAUUUGUUUCUCGCUGAAGAGGGUGGAAAAACUAAAGUUCCCACACACAUCUCCUAUGAAGAAUGGGAUUGUACCGCUCUGUUCCAGGCCACCAUCUAUGCAAGGUCCUUCGCUAUGCCAGAUAGCAAAGGUCAUUACAAGACACUUGGUGAACUGUACAUAAAGCACCACAAAGUGCCCCUUGGAAAGUUCCAUCCAUCUGUUGCGAGUCCAAGUGGAAAUACAGCCGAAACCUUCGCUUUCGCGAUUGAUCAGCUUCGACUUUUACGAAACUCGCUUUGUCACUCAGACAAGUCAGAGAUUGAUAAACCAACCUUUGACCAAUACGUGCAGCUCGCUAAAGAAGCAUUCAAAGCUCUUGGUAUCAUGACAGAUCCCAUUGAUGCCAUCGGUGGAUUGACAGAGUCUGACUUUCCCACGAAAGAAGUUCGCAAAUUGGAAGAAAGUUUCAGACAGGAGACCAGAUCAUAUAUCGAGUGUCUCGAAGAGGUGCAGUCAGGUGUCGACAAAUUAGUAGCACAGGGGAAUGCUAUUGCUGUGUUGGAGGGAAAAAUAGAUGAUUUGAAACGUAAGAUGGAUCAAACUCAAACAGAUUCAAAGCCAUUCCUUCCACCAUCAAAUCUUCCUUCAAGGGUUCCACACUUCACUGGCCGUCAGAGAGAAUGUGAAGACAUCAGCCGUCACUUAACUUCCAAAAGUUCCCGGAUCGUGUCCAUAUGGGGCUCGCCUGGUUUUGGUAAGACUUCUGUGGCAACUGAAGUCGGACAUCAACUCCAAACUGGUGGACUUCCCGUAUACUUCUUCUCUAUGCGACGACUUCUUUCAAAAGCCGGUCUGACUAUGCAGCUUCUGAGCUUCUUUAAAAGACACUCCACAAAAGAUCAAAUGCCUCAGCGGAUGUCCCUUGAAGACGAACUUUCCCUCUUUCUAAGCAAUAUUUCAGGUGAAUUUGUGAUAAUUCUUGACAAUGCCGAUGACUUGCUCGAAAAUGGAGCACCCAAUGUGAAGGAGGAUUUCAUCAACCUUCUGGAAGUCAUUCUUAGUCAAUUCAAGAAUUUAACAUUUCUUCUUACCACAAGGGAAUCUCUUGAGUUUAUGAAUGUGCAUUUUGAAGGCCAUCAAGCAGUAAGAAUAGGGCCAUUACACGAGUCCUUCUCUCAAACCUUAGUCGGCGGAUUACUCCCAAAAGCGACCGCGUCUGACUGCUCGAAUAUUGCAAAACUCUGCGGGUUCGUACCUUUGGCCAUGAAACUGUUCUGUUCCUCUAUUGCUGAAGAUAAUGCUCAGCCGACUCAAUUUUUAGUUAGCUUCAAGGAAUCUAUAGAAGAUAACCUUUUGGAGCUGUUGGACGAUUCAGAUUAUCCAAGCAAUCUGCGAUUGAAGUUCCUAUUUGAAUCCUCUUUUCAGAGACUCUCUCUAUCAGACAAAGAAGCCCUGGUAUCACUUAGUGUUCUUUCUGGAGAUUUUAACCACUCAGUUGCUGCAGCUGUCAUGGGUGUAAAAACAACUCUGGAGGCCAAGAAAAUCUUGCAUAGGCUUCGGAAGAAAUCCUUCCUCGACUAUAGCUUCAAACCUGAGUCAUUUUCGAUGCAUAAGUUGAUUCUGUCGUUUGUAAGGGAAAGAGGUCAAGAUGAAAUGAAAGAGGCCAUGCUGAACUCCAAAGCACGUUUGUCUGCAUUUUACGUCUCUCUUUUCGAGCAGCUAAAUCAACAGUUUUUGACAGGACAAUCCAUGCAAGCAUUUAUUGACUUCUAUGAAGAGAAGCAGAAUAUUAUUGAGAGUCUUAUGGAGAGCUGCUCCGAUCCUAAGACAUGUGACGUUGCAUUUGGUGUCCUGACAAAAGCAGAAAUCUUUCUAGAUUCCCUUUUCUGGUGCGAAGGGAAAAUUAUCGACAAAAUUUACGAUCACGCAACUAAAGAAGCUCAGGCGUUUGGAAAAAGCGUAUUCUACAGUCAGUUACUGGUGUCCUUGGCAUUCACCGAACUGACUUGGGGGAUACAUGGAAGAUCGAUGACGAUGCUCUCUGAAGCCGAAGGCCUUUCGUUGUCGGUAGAUGAUAAAAGAAAAAUCCUGUCUUAUAAAGGCAUCUGUCAACUGGUUUCAGGCAAAAUAGACGACGGAGCUCAGAACUUGCAAGAAGCUCUUUGCUUGAUGAGUGACAGCCCGGAACAGCGAAUUCUCAGCAUAACUGCACUGCAAAUUCUUGUUACUUACUUUCUUUUCAAUAAAAAGAAAGCAACUUCACUAGAGUUUUAUACCAAAGCUUUACAUGAAUGCAGAGCAUUAGGAGACACAGGCCUUCUUGUUAUUCCUCCGGUGAAUAACAAAGAUUUGACAAUGAUCGAAGCAGAUAUGCCGGAACCAGAUGUUAUAACCACUCAACCACUUAGAUUAGAAACUAUUUGCGUUGUUAGCAAAGCAACAGAAAUGUUCUCUGAUUACGAAACAAAGCAAGCAAUAAGCAAAUCUGUGCUAAGGAUGUCAAAUCAAACAAAAACACAGAUCCUCCCACAUUCCAUUGGUUCAUGGACCUUCCAGCGCAACAUCAGUUCGACACUUAAAAAUGUACUGAAUAAUCCCGAGGAGGCAUCAAAGUUGUGCGACACACGGAUCAGUUAUCAUAAAAAGACCUUAAAACAAAGUGGAAAAGUUAACGCAGGAGAUAAAAAAAGUUACUUUAAUCUCGGAGUAACACAACAUGCUUUAGGAAAUUUCUCGUCAGCACUUCAGUCCAAACAGCGUGCUCUUGACAUAAGAGUUAAACUCUUCGGGGAAGAACACCCAGACACAGCCAAAAGUUACUUUUCUAUCGGAGUAACACAACAUGCUUUAGGAAAUUUCUCGUCAGCACUUCAGUCCUAUCAGCGUGCUCUUGACAUAAGAGUUAAACUCUUCGGGGAAGAACACCGAGACACAGCCGAAAGUUACUUUUCUAUCGGAGUAACACAACAUGCUUUAGGAAAUUUCUCGUCAGCACUUCAGUCCGAUCAGCGUGCUCUUGACAUAAGAGUUAAACUCUUCGGGGAAGAACACCGAGACACAGCCAAAAGUUACUUUUCUAUCGGAGUAACACAACAUGCUUUAGGAAAUUUCUCGUCAGCACUUCAGUCCAAACAGCGUGCUCUUGACAUAAGAGUUAAACUCUUCGGGGAAGAACACCGAGACACAGCCGAAAGUUACUUUUCUAUCGGAGUAACACAACAUGCUUUAGGAAAUUUCUCGUCAGCACUUCAGUCCCAUCAGCGUGCUCUUGACAUAAGAGUUAAACUCUUCGGGGAAGAACACCCAGACACAGCCAAAAGUUACUUUUCUAUCGGAGUAACACAACAUGCUUUAGGAAAUUUCUCGUCAGCACUUCAGUCCGAUCAGCGUGCUCUUGACAUAAGAGUUAAACUCUUCGGGGAAGAACACCGAGACACAGCCGAAAGUUACUUUUCUAUCGGAGUAACACAACAUGCUUUAGGAAAUUUCUCGUCAGCACUUCAGUCCCAUCAGCGUGCUCUUGACAUAAGAGUUAAACUCUUCGGGGAAGAACACCGAGACACAGCCAAAAGUUACUUUUCUAUCGGAGUAACGCAGCAUGCUUUAGGAAAUUUCUCGUCAGCACUUCAGUCCCAUCAGUGUGCUCUUGAUAUAAGAGUUAAACUCUUCGAUGAAGAUCACCCAGACACAGCCAAAAGUUACUUUGCUAUCGGAGUAACACAACAUGCUUUAGGAAAUUUCUCGUCAGCACUUCAGUCCCAUCAGCGUGCUCUUGACAUAAGAGUUAAACUCUUCGGCGAAGAACACCCAGACACAGCCGAAAGUUACUUUUCUAUCGGAGUAACACAACAUGCUUUAGGCAAUUUCUCGUCAGCACUUUAGUUCAAACAGCGUGUUCUUGAUAUAAGAGUUAAACUCUUCGGGGGAGAACACCGAGACAGCCAAAAGUUACUUUAAUCUCGGAGUAACACAACAUGCUUUAGGCAAUUUCUUGUCAGCACUUCAGUCCAAACAGCGUGCUCUUGACAUAAGAGUUAAACUCUUCAAGGAAGAACACCCAGACACAGCCAAAAGUUCUUUUCUAGGAGUUUGCUAGGAUUAUAGUGAAACUAGCACUCCAACGAUUUUCUUUCCUAAAGGACACCCGCGAAGGUGGGAAGUAACCUUAACAACUCAGUUGAUAAAACCAAAUUAUCUUGCUAUACUCUCCCACUGACGCAGCACCACACUUUCUUUAGAAACUCACUGCCUGUAAUGAUAAAACCCAGUUGAAGGACUCCUUCCCUUUUAAGCUGUGUAGAAGAGUAAACCCCGGUCACUCUGGGAAGAAAAAUGACUCGGAUUUGCAGAAAAUUAAACAAUUUGGGAAAACUUGAAGGAACCAUUUAGUCUUGUUUUUUUUCUUUAACUAAAAAUAAACGAUUUUAAACUUCACCUCAAUGUUUCUUUUCAGAAACUUCAUUAAAAAACACUUCCUUUCUUAAUCUGAGUUUACUCGAGAUAAAAAUGUCAUUUUUGACGUUUUAGUGACAUGGAAACGAAUUAGUUGAAGAGGUUCGCGUGGCAUCA